Molecule: messenger RNA, 11302 nt
Organism: Xyrichtys novacula (pearly razorfish)
Lineage: Eukaryota; Metazoa; Chordata; Actinopteri; Labriformes; Labridae
Source: the annotation of a GenBank genome assembly
GCUGAGUCCUAGCUCAGGCCGCCCAGCUCCUGUGUUGUGUAAAGUGUCGAUUGCAGAGUCACGGAUCGGGGUUGCUUAACGCGCGUAGCAAGGACAACACUCGUGUCAGCAUGAGCUCAGGAGGCAGAUGAGGGAAGCGAUGACAGAAACUCUGUUAUGAAUCCCAAACUCCAUCCUUAUUUCAUUUUAGUCUCUGACUUCGGAGUUUUAGCUGCGUGUGGCUGACCAAGCUAAGCUAACGGCUAAGAGGAGCCUCUGUGUGGAGUGAGCUCUGUGAGUGACAUCUGAAGCUCCUGGAGAGGACAACCACCGAGGAAUAAAGGUAAUUAUGCAGCUAAAAAGGAGCCUUAUUGAAUGUAAAAAGUCUCAUAAAUAUAUUCUAACGCUUGAAUAUUUGAUGCAUACUUGUUGUGCUGUUACCUGCUCAAGAUAACACAAGAAGGACUGGUUAAAAACUUAAAUUUUUACUCAUAUCAAGUGUGUUUUUGCUGUUAUGCCGGGCAAACAUGUUAGGGAUAUAAAGCUAAAGGAUAUACAGCCUUUAUUCAUAACAAGCAGCUGAAACGGAUACUUUAGUGAACCAUGACUCAGCAUUAAAUAGCACUGUCAAAUGUCUUAAUAUAGCAGAGAAGAGCAGCCAGGUGGUUUUGAGAAAGGAAGAAAGGAAAGUGUAUUUAUUGUGGAGAUAUAAUUACAUUUCCCGACCUAUAUCUGCUUUGUUUUUAUUCCAUGUUAUGCUCAAUCGUUUUCCAGUUAAAUUACGUGUGCAUUCCCAUCAGGGAUAGUUGAUUUGUGCAUACAAACCCAGCAAAACACAGAGGAAUAACUUCUAAAACAAGCAGGAAACCUGAGUAAGACUGAAAGAUAUGCUGUCAAAUAACUAGACCGAUAAAUAACAAGGUCAACAGCACAAUAAAACAACAAGUAUGUCAAAAAGAAAACAAUGAGGGUGUGUUCACAAGAUCUAGAGCAGGUAUUGGCAGAUCACACACUCCUUUAUUGUUAAAAUCAAACAAUAUUAAGACAUUGAAAUGAGUAACUUAAGCCAUCUUUAUAUUAUUUCUGCAGUACCUCACUAUCCUUUCUUCAUUAUAGUUUUAUUGUGUCUUUUGUGUAAGGAAUAUGUUGUGUUUACGCAUAGUUUAACCAUGUCUCCUUGUGUUUGUGUUUUAUGACACAUAUUGUAGGUCAAACACAAGUAAGAAGUCAAUGUUAUCUUUUUUUUUAUCAUCAUAUAUAAUCUGGAGAACAUCCAUGAGAAACGUCCAGAGUGGCUGUAGAAAAUGUCAGUUUGGACUAAACCCCUCUCUGUCUGAGAACAAGCCAAGACUGAGUGAAAGUAGUUCAAGUCAAGGCCCUGACCUUUAAACAGUGGUCUCAAGACCAAACAGAGACCAAAUAUUUCAGCACUAGUAUUGAGGAGAAUUGCUGCAAGUUUUGUAAGUAGAUAGAAAGUACAAAUAUCCUGAUGAAGGCAGAGAAAGUUGCACAAUCAUGUUUGGAAUAAGUCUAGAAAAAGCUGCUUUCUGGAGGAUUUUCUGUUUGCUUGAAUAAAUACAUCUCUUUGUUUCAAUCCAAUCGAGGAUUUUGGUAACUCUUUUUUGGACUGUUUGUUUCCCUUAAAUGAGAAGUUUAGAAAAUAGAGGAAAUAAUUAUAGAUAAGAAAAGAGCAUUUUAGAUACACAAAGAGAUAGCUGCAGUGUGUCUCAUUAAAACACAAUUUUAAUUAUGUUUUAUUUGUGCUGAAGGUGCUGAAUCAGUCAUGUGGACCCAACUCUUUGCGCUGCUUCCAAAACAGGAUCAGUUUCAGGAAUUUAAGAGAAUAUCGUAAAUAAUAUCCAAAUUAAACUUUUCAAAAAAGUAAACACAAUAGACAAACCAAAAAAAGGGGGGAUAAAACUACAAAAAUGGACAUAAAACUAUCAAAUUGAUUGAAAAAUCUCAGAAAAGUGUGAAACUAAAAGUUUGUGAGGUAAAAGAAAUAGUAGAAGAACUUUCAUGCUCAUUCUGGACAAGUGUAUCUGCUAUCUCUUGAUGUUUUUAUUAGGGCCCGACCGAUUUAUCGGCCCAUUAAAUAGGCCAAUUUAUUCCCGUUUGAGACUAAUCGGUAAUCGGCGAAAAAUCGCCGAUUUUCGCCGACAUUUUCAGAAAUAAAAUGCGGAGAAUAAGAUUCCGUUUCACUUCGAAAAUGUUCCGCCAUUUGAAAAGUUCCCCGACACAUCCUGUAGAGGGCGCAACGACCUCAUGACAACGUUCAUCCACUAAAACUACUUCAUGGCAUAGCAGCGUGACGGAGCUGAAGGCUGCACGGAGAGUGGUCCGCCUCAACGGUAAAUGAACCAAUUUGUGAAGUACACAAUAAGUGAAAAAGUUUCAGUUCAACCCACUUCACGAUGUUCCCCACAGUGCUGGUCUCGGUCACGCCGAGUUAACGGUGAAGCACCGUGUAAAAUGCAAGCUAAAGUUAGAGUUAGCCAUCUGCUAUCAACCUUGCUACACUGUUAGCCGUGCCAGUAAAAGGGUAGAAUAAACAACAGUACUCAUUACUGAUUGAGCUACUUCCCUUUCUGAGGCAGCUGCAUGUCUCCAGAUGAGACCAGAGAGGAAAUGAGUAACGCGAGUUAAGACGCGGAGGCACCGAUCAGCGCGCGCGGUGGGGGUGGGGUGGUAGUUGAAAACGCUUUUCUGACUUUGAUCAGUCGGUCUUCCUGUCAGCGUGAACAGCAUACAGAUAGAGUAUACUGUAGUAUAAAGUAUACUAUAAGUAUAAUAUCUGCUGUAUAUUUUUUUAAAACUUCAUAAAAAAUUUCAAAAAUAGCCGGAUUAAUCGGUAAUCGGACCCCCCCCCCCCCCCAAUAAUCGGUAUCGGUCGGGCCCUAGUUUUCAUACAGUUUUGAGAAAUCUAUAAAAGAAGUCAUUAAAUUAAAACUAUUGUUUGUCUGAACUCUGAAUGAACUUACCCCUGUGUUUCUCCAGUUGCAACCAUGGUUUUCAUCCAGAGCUACUGUGAAGCCAACUCCUCCAUCUCCCUCACCUGGGUGGAUAAAGGCAUCUCCCCCUGCUUCUACUUCACCCUGCUCCCCUCGAUCCUCCUCACCUUCGCCUUCUUCCUCGGCACCAUCCACUGCAUCUGUUACCAGAAAUAUGGAACAGCGAUGGAGCCCAAGUUCAUCCCUCGCUCUUGUCUCUACACCUUCCAGCUGGCCAUCUCCGUCCUCCUCCUUCUCCAGUUUCUGGGUGGGAUGGUGUGGCGGGCUGCGAUUGGAGGAGAGUUGCCGGGUUAUGUGAUUCUGUACGGCUGUUUCUCAGCGCUGGGAUGGGUUUGGGGGAUCGCUCUGUUGAGGACGGAGAGACGGAGGGUCCUGGUGAGGGAUCGGACGAGGGGCCACAGCGCCAUCCUGCUUCUGUUCUGGGCCAUGGCUUUCGCCGCUGAGAACCUGGCCUUCGUGUCCUGGUACAGUCCUCACUGGUGGUGGGGGCUGGUGGACAACCAGCAACAGGUGAGGAGAAACUGAGCGUCUCGGUAUAAUAUGAUAUUUGUUUUUUGGCGGAUAUCGGACUGAUAUCAAUAUCAUAUCGGGCCAGCCCUAGGUACUACUACUACUUUUUAAAAUUUAAAGUCAUAGCAGGUCCUAAAGAAGUCAAACUUUUACUCACAAGAGGUCUUAGAUUUUUUUAAUUGGACAUGUCUGAGGCCUUUCUGAACAGUGGGAUGUGGACGAGCAAAGGCUGCAAAAAUAAAAAUACAAUUUAUUUAAUGUCCUCCAAACAAUCGCAGCAGCUUUUUAUGAUCACAUUCACAAACAUCAGAGGAAGACUUGCAGUGAAUAAAGGGACGACAUGCAAGUUUGAGGAAAUUUAGCUCUGAGAUCAAAAUAUAAGGAGAAAUGGUUUAAAGUCUUAAUUUGACUCCGCUUUCCUGAGACUCGUACAAAAGUUUGGUAAAGAAAUAUAUCCGCCUCGAGGUUAAUCUCUCAUUUGAUUUUCCGGAUCUCAUUUACAGUCUCAAUCCUCUUAAUCUGGAUGAUUAAUCUGAGAACAAUAUACUUUUUUGUCUGUGAGUUACAGGAUCAGUCGACUUAUUUUCCUGUGAGCGUAUUUCUCGAUAAUUUUUCGCACAUUUUCUCUAAAAUCUUUCCUUUGUGGCAGAAUAAUGUGAUUAACCGAGUCGAGCUGUGUUGGUUCAGGGAUUAGUUUCCUAAACGUAUCGCCUUGUUCCCAGACAUCGGCACGAGUAAUUGUGAAAUUCAUGCGUAAUUUCCCACAUUUCAAAGAAUUAACUCUUAAAUCUUUGGCUUGUUCGUAGUUUUUCUGACCCAGUGUGAGUUACAUUUUGUUUAUUUGAGACUAGAUUUAGUCUGUAGUUUUGAAAUAUCUUUGAUUUUGACAUUUUGAAUCAUUUUCAAGAAGUUUUGUUGCUUUAACUUUCCUCUUUUGAAACCUGCUUGUUCGUGUCUCCUCUGCUUUUUCAGAGUACAGCUCUCUUAACUUUGCUUUUACGGUGUUAAGUUUGUUUAAAUAGGUCAGACUGUAGUUAUUUAUUUAUUACAGGUGUGUCUGAGUCCAUUCCCGCUUUGAGGUGAACUCACCCAGGCUGUAAAAUGUGCAGAAAACUCACACCCCAGCCUCAAGACGCUGAGUUUAUUUUGCUGAGUCACUGCACGGUGCAACUUUCAGAUCCUGAAAGCAGCGCGGUUAACCAAUCGGAUCAAGAGACUGCACGUGAGCCCCGCCCACGCUGAGUCAGCAGCUGUUUGAUUGUCAGCAUGACAUGCAGUUUCAGUCAUAGGAAGGAUUUCAGCAACAUUUUUUCAAUUCUGAACCUAAAUUAUUGAUUAAUAAUAAGAAGUUGAUCACUGAAACUUUUAUUUUAACACAUUUUUUCUCUAAAUUUCCAUUUUAAUAAGAAUCCCUGGACUCAUAUUUGAUCACUUCUUAUAGUAAUGUUUAUAUUAUAGUCUGUGACUCGUGAAAAAACUGGUUUACCACAACCAAAGGUCCUUCAAGAGUCAGACUGUCUGCUCUGGAGGUCACAUCCUCAUCACUGGAAAUCUUGAAUGAACUUUAUACAUGAACAGAGCUUGAAAAAUAUGGAGGAUGAAAUCCACCCAUGCCCUCCACCUCCUGCUGAAUAAUCUCUUUUUCACCGUCUAUCCCCCCCUCAGGUGCAGCUCGCUCUCUGGAUGAUGCGCUACGCCGGCACUGGACUGCUCUUCAUCAUCGGUCUGAACGCCCCCGGUCUGCCGAGGCGACCGUACAUGUUGCUGAUAAACGAGAAUGAGCGAGACGUGGAGACCAGCACGCAGGUAGUGACGCACAAAAAUCAUAUUUACAUUCCACUUUUAUACCUCGAUUAAAAGCGUGUUCAUCAUCCGUCCCUCUUAGAGUCUUCUGGGCAGAGCAGAUGAGAACCAGUCCACCUGGCAGGGCUUCAGGAGCAAAGUCCGCCUGCUCGUCCCCUACAUGUGGCCUAAAGGAAACAUCCUACUCCAGGUUCUGGUGCUCUUCUGUUUGGGUCUGCUCGGAAUCGAGAGAGCCAUUAACGUCUUCGUGCCGAUUUACUACAAGAACAUAGGUGAGUGGAGAACCUUGUUAUGUAACCCUGCAGACCUGAAUGAUCCCCCACUUUUCUCUUAAACCUCAUAAAAACACACCGCAGAGAAAAACGCCUCUCCAUCUGAUCUUUGUCCUCCUCUCAGUGAACGACCUGACUAACGGCAGCAGCUGGCACACUCUGGCCACCACCGUCUGUACUUAUGUCCUGCUCAAGUUCUUCCAGGGAGGUGGAGCAGGUAAGAUCGACAUGCAUUCAUAGCUUUAGGAUCAUAUCAAGGGAUGUAACUGGUUCAGAGUGCUUUAGUUGAUACAAAACGGUCAUUUUAGAGAGAGUCGUUGGUGGUUUCUGUGUUUUUACAGGUUUGCAUAUAUCAAUUAGAGAUGGGAGUAUAAUGUGUCUUUUACCAUCUCCUCCUCCUUUUCCAGGUGCCUCAGGGUUCGUCAGCAACAUGCGCUCCUUCCUGUGGAUCAAGGUGCAGCAGUACACCAACCGCAUGGUUCAAGUGCGUCUGUUCGCCCACCUGCACUCCCUCUCUCUGCGCUGGCAUCUGGGCCGCAAGACGGGCGACGUGCUGAGGAGCAUCGACCGCGGCACGUCCUCCAUUAACAGCCUGCUCAGGUGAGAUGGAGUGGAAACCUUUGAAGAAACGAGUGGAUUUACUUUGAAACUGAGCUGGAGCACUUCAGAUGACUCAAAUACUUUACGUCCACAUUUUGCAAGAGUGAAAUCAAAUUUUCUGUAACAUCAAAGAGGAUUAGGGCCACAUGAAAUGAAAAAAGUUAUUAGAGGAAGAGCAUAAAAGUUGAAAUUUCAAGAUGAAAAAAUAAAAAUUAUGUCAAUAAAGUUGGAAAACAUUGAAAUUUCAAGAUUAAAGUCAACAUUUCGAGGGAACAAAAUGUGGAAAUUUCGUGACUAAUGUCCAAAUGUUGAGAUUAAAAAAAUUACAUUUUAAGAUAAAGUAGAAAUUUUGGUUUAAAGUAGAGCAUGACACGGGAGCGGAUUUUCACUCCUGUCCCGUCCCACUCCCAGAGAAAAAAUCCUGUCCUGUUCCAAUCCCGGACCAGUGUAAAAAAAUUAAUACUGUCCUGUCCCACUCCAGUAGAAUGACUCCCACUCGCAUCCCGCUCCCGUUUGAAUAAAAACCAAACAUGUUGAAAAGACGUUGCAUUUUUUUAUUUUAGGUAAAAGUGCACUUGUGGCAGCCAAGUCGGAACGGGUGUCGCCGGCAGCUGCUUCGAGUCGCUUUUCACUUCCGGUGGUGACAGGAAGUCAAACCACUGUUGUAGUUCUUUUGUGUUGCUAGCGCGGUCAAGAGUGUUGGCUCUCACUGAGAGAUGACUACAAAAUCCUCUAUGAUCAUCUAUUGAUGUUGUUCCUGCUCCUGCCCGCUCCCGUUGCUUUUUUUCCCGUCCUGAUCACGGGAUUAAUUGAAAAAUGUCAUCCUCUAGUUUAAAGUCGACAUGACCGAAGUAGAAAUUUCUACUUUUGCAAAUUUCAACUUAAAUCUUGAAAUUUUGACUUAAAUCUCGAAAUGGAAAUUUAAAAAUCUCCCCCCUGUUAUUAUUUUUUUCUCCUCACCAUGUGGCAAACUCAGCUGCUGUGAAAUAUAAAAUCUGCACUUCCUUGAGUGUCCACCUGAGGCAGACUGCAAAGGGCAAGGAAUCCCUAAUUCAGCUCAUGUGAAAAUGUCGACUUUCACAGCAGAAUGAAACAUGUUUACAGCCUGAAAAUUUGCAUAAUUAAUUGCCGUUGAGCUACAAAACAUUACCUCCCAUAUGUCCUUUUUUUCAGCUACAUCGUGUUCAGCAUCGUCCCCACCAUCGCUGAUAUCGUCAUCGCUAUCAUCUACUUCGUGACGUUUUUCAACGCCUGGUUCGGCCUUAUCGUCUUUGUCUGCAUGGCGCUGUAUCUCAGUAAGUUCAAAUUCAACAGAUACAUGUUAAAAUAUCGGCUCGUUUAGUUUGACAAGACGCUCAAAAGAGACUGUCGAUGUUUCCUCCAGCUCUGACCAUCAUCAUCACCGAAUGGAGGACCAAGUACAGGCGAGACAUGAACCAGCAGGACAACAACGCCAAAUCCAAAGCUGUGGACUCUUUGUUGAACUUUGAGACGGUACAGCAGAACCUUCAAGUCUCCAGUUUUCAUUUGAAUUCAUUGAAAUGUCCGUCUUAUUGUUUUAUUUCCGUCCGGUUAAACAGGUUAAGUACUACAACGCAGAGAGUUAUGAAGUGGGACGCUUUGAGGACGCCAUCCUGAAAUACCAGGUGAGUCAGAGGGUAGCAAAGUGGCAAACACAGCGAGGAUGCAUGUGUUUGUUUUUGCAGCUGUUCAUUAAGUAGGACAAAGAGGUGUCUUGGUGGGGCAGUUAAGGAGCAGGAAUGCAGAACUUCUGGUCUGCAUCAAGACAUGAGCAGUUGAUUGUUGAUCAGAUUUUAAAGAUUGAUGUUAUAGUAUCUCAUCUGCUCAUGCACAUCGGUCUUCCUCAUAAAUGCAUACAUAUAAUGUCUCUUUCCUCCUCUUGUGUUCAGGUGUCAGAGUGGAAGACCCAGGCAUCCCUGGCCUUUCUGAACCAAACCCAGAACCUCAUCAUCGGGUCAGGUCUGCUGGCCGGUUCCCUCCUCUGUGCCUACUUUGUGACUGAGAAGACGUUUAAGGUGCAGAUCAUCUUUUUAUUCCUCUUUUUCUCCAAGCUUGAUGAGAACGAUUCACUUUAAAAUGUCAUUAAAUAUCUUAAAAUGAGUUUCAAGUGGGUUUAACUGAUUCAGAUGUGAAGAAAAAUGGCUUUUUUAACAUCAAGUUUGAUUGUGAAUAAAAUCCUCUCAUCGUAGGUUGGAGAUUUUGUCCUCUUUGGCACCUACAUCAUCCAGCUGUACACCCCACUCAACUGGUUUGGCACCUACUACAGGUAAAGAGAGGCGGAGCAGGUUUAAGAUGCAUCAAAAUCAACUUAAAAUCUAUCUGGAUUUAAUUUAAAAUUCAAUAAAAAAAACUGGUAAUGAACAAAAUGAAUGACGUCUGAGUCUUGCACACUGGUUUUAUUCCCUACAGAAUGAUCCAGAACUCCUUCAUCGACAUGGAGAGCAUGUUCAAACUCUUUGAAGAAGAGGAAGAGGUACAUUCGAUUUCUACAGAUUGGUUUUCACUCAAAUCUUUACCCGGAUUCCACUUAAGUGUGUUUUUCUCCCGUGCAGGUGAAGGAUGUCGUGAAUGCAGGAAGCUUCCUCUUCAAACGGGGAAAAGUUGAGUUUGAGAACGUCUACUUCCGCUACACAAGCGGGUGAGUUAAUUCUGGAUUCAAAGUCUUAAAUCAAAAAAAAAAACACGAAUAACUUUGACUCUACGAGACUCCAUUGUUGAAUUUCUCUUUAUCUUCCAGGAAGGAGAUUCUCAAGGAUGUUUCCUUCACCGUGCAUCCGGGACAGACAGUCGCUCUGGUAUGUCUUGGUCACUUCAAAGAGAUUUGACGGUUUCCUCACUCAUACACAUGGAUGUAUGCGAUUUGCUCGAAACUCGACACCUAAAGUUUUGUCUUGAUCUCUUCAGGUGGGACCGUCAGGCUCUGGGAAAAGCACCAUCAUCCGUCUCCUCUUCCGUUUCUAUGAUGUUCAGGGAGGCUCCAUCAGCAUCGAUGGGCAGGAUAUAUCAAGAGUAAAUCCUUAUAUCAAGAUUUUGCUUCUGUGAUGAUAUAGUAACUGUUUGUACAGUACAGUACAGGUUCCAGGUUGUCUUUACUUUACUCUUUACUAAUCAUAAGGAUUUAUCCUCGUCUCACUUCAGGUGAAGCAGAGGUCCCUGCGAGCUCACAUCGGUGUUGUUCCUCAGGACACCGUGCUCUUCAACGACACCAUCCGAGAAAACAUCCGCUACGGCCGCAACACCGCCAGUGACCAAGAAGUGGAGGAGGCGGCUCUAGCUGCUGACAUCCAUGAUAAAAUCAUGACCUUCCCUGAAGGUAACGCAGAGAUUGACCCUACUGUGCGGUCCUUACUUUGUUUUUUUCUUAGAGGUGAUGAAAACACCAAAAUGAGGAAUUCAUGCCCACCUGAAAAGACAGUUUUGUGAGUGUGAAAAAGGAAAGAAAGCAUGAUCUUUUGAAUUCUCCUGCAGGUUAUGAUACACAGGUGGGAGAGAGAGGUUUGAAGCUGAGUGGAGGAGAGAAGCAGAGAGUGGCCAUCGCCAGAACAAUCCUCAAGGCGCCGCAGAUCGUUCUGCUGGAUGAGGUGAGAAAAAGAAAUUGUAUCAAACCUGUGACAGAAGAGAGAAACUCUCGUGUGGACUAUAUUACUCUGAAAAUACUUUUACUUUAGGGGGUGUUGGGUUACACUUUCAAACAUGGCCCUGUUUUUAACCACUCUGGUUAAUGUUGUUAGGCUACGUCAGCACUAGACACCCAGACAGAACGCAACAUCCAGGCCUCGCUGGCCAAAGUUUGUGCAAACCGAACAACAGUCGUCGUAGCACACAGGUGAGAUGUACAGAUGCAUUUUUCACUUUGUUUGAGGAAAUCAGUGGAUUCCUCUGAUAACUUGUGUUCUCAUCUUGUUUUAAUAUUUAAAGAUUGUCUACAAUAAUCGGUGCAGACCAGAUUCUGGUUAUCAACGAUGGCCGGAUUGCAGAGCAGGGACGGUGAGUGUGUCACGUACAAGCUUGCAGCACAUCUCUCUUUUGUUAUUGAACUCUCAAAUGACUCACUCUCUCUCUCUCUGUGCAGGCAUGAGGAGCUGCUGCUGAAGGGAGGCCUGUACUCAGACAUGUGGAUGAGGCAGCAGCAGGCCCAGGACUCUGACACCUCUGACACUGAAGCCAAGGACCGCACGUCUGAGAAGCUGCAGCCGCCAUCCACGUCUGCAGCCGACUCCAGCGACUGAAUGUACACUUCUGUUUGUGUUUCAAAGAGGACUUCAUGUCUGAGAUUUCUGUUAAUUUUAGAAAAGAUUUUAGGACACUCAGAGAAAAGGAAAUUUUAUUUAUUUUGUAGAGUUUCUAUGUGCAAUGAGGAGUUGAGGAGUAAAGUUUAAGAGGGGAGCUUUUCUAGGCCAGAUUUCCUUUUUUUUUUAGAAUGCACUUAUGCCAAAUCAGGUUAUACGUCUGUGCUUGAAACAAGCAUUUUCUUUCUUUUACUCGUGUAAUUUUAAAUAUCUGGGCUGAUUUAAGUUAUUUUAAGAUACAUAAGGGAAAAUCAAAAGAACAAACACUCGAAUCACUGUCUGAAUGACGUAAGUUUGCUCUGAGUGCUGUCAAGAUCUUCAAGGAUUCUUCGUUUUAUAGUUUUACAUUUGUUUGUCAUUUACAAACUCUGCUGUUCAAAGAGAUUUUAGAUGUCUGAUUAUUACAUCUACUAAACUACACAAAAAGUUAAGGUAAAAUGUUUCAGCUGUGAUAUUUGAAACACUGUUUUAGUCAGUGUUGCACAAAUAACUUGUUUAAUCAAUAUCUGUCUGUUUUCAGGAGUUCAAAAUACAAGGAUUGUUCUCAUUAUGGACAUUUACAUAUAUAACCUAGUUAAUGAUUCGUUAUUACACUGGUGUUUUUGCCAGAUGGAUAAGUCAAAAAAAUCCACCAUGAAAAGAAGGCUGUCGUUCACCUCAGUGUCAUACUGAUUUACAGCCAUAUACUCAAUCUCUUGAGUAAAUUAGCCUUUUGUUUGAUUUUGUAUUUCUACCUCAGAAAGGUAUGAGUCAUGUUGCAUUUGUAAAUAUUGUUUUGUUGUGUUCCUAUGGAAAAUAAAAGGUUUCUAAAAAAAAA